UCAUCUUAUUAAAAUUUACAGCUGUAGUUCCUUAACAGCAUAUACUAGCUAUGAACGGAUGGUUGGGUCGUCCAUGGAUCGGCUGAUGAAUUUUGACGAAUUGCUGGCACAUGUGACUGACAUUAGCAUGAACAACAGCAGAAAUUUCCAUCAUCCUUUGCUGACACCUCUGAAAACAAGUUUUACAUAUGAAUGUGACAUCCUUAUGCAUCUGCUCAGAAGUCAAAUUGAGAUGCAGUUUUGGAGGUUUUUCCCUUCGCUCCUCCACCUCCAUGAUGCACACACGAAACUGAAUACAUGGCAUGCUGUUGUACAGUCAAAAGAGACAAAGAAAUAUGGUUUUGGUUCCAAUUUCCUCAAAUCAUCUCCUCUUCCACCAUUAUAUCAGUGGCUGUGGCAAGCAAAAGCAGCUUUUGUGUCAAAGUAUUCACUCUAUUUCCAUGAGACUUUGGCAGCACAGAGUUCCCCUGCGGAUAUGAAGGGGCUCAUUUCUCGGCAGGGGCAAGCAUGUGACUAUGUUUCAAAAAUCCAGAGUUUUCAGCGGCGGAGUGAUGCUGCUAGUGUGUGUCUGGUAUUUGAGGCCGCAGGAGUGGAGGACUACCAAGGUGCUGGCUACCACCAUCCCCAGGAAUCGUUGUCUCCACCUAAAGGACUGGAUAGCUACCCAGCAAUUUUUUCCUAUCCUCCUACAAAACCCUUGGAUCGCUGGCCCAGUAUAGUCAUGAGAGUGUCAGAUAGAUCAAAUGAAUUCACCUUGAUGGACCGAGUUGUUCACUUCUUUGAUCAGCAGAUUGGGUCCACAUAUUUUCUGUGUCGAGUAGAACCAAGAAUAACGAUUGUUGUGAUAUUCGACACCAAGAAAUCAGAAAAGGACAACUACAUAAAGGACUUCGUGUAUGACCUCGCCAUGCAACUGCGAGGCAACAAAGUGUUUCAGAACCUCAAGCCAAAGUGAAUCUAUUCCAUUUACCUCUAGGCUGUGGGAAAUUUCUCGGUGAUAUAGUCUGGAGAAUAGCAUCUUCA
Messenger RNA from Penaeus vannamei (Pacific white shrimp), 1023 nucleotides. NCBI's taxonomy places the organism in Eukaryota, Metazoa, Arthropoda, Malacostraca, Decapoda, Penaeidae. The record is from RefSeq and is a predicted model, not a curated record.